Messenger RNA from Canis lupus familiaris (dog), 7248 nucleotides. It is a transcript of the gene HEATR6, whose product is annotated as HEAT repeat containing 6. Bases 1 to 3549 code for a protein of 1182 amino acids. The record is from RefSeq and is a predicted model, not a curated record. NCBI's taxonomy places the organism in Eukaryota, Metazoa, Chordata, Mammalia, Carnivora, Canidae. The transcript is spliced from 24 exons.
AUGGCGGCGGUACAAGUGGCCGGCUCCCUCCCGGGUGAGCCGACGCGGGAGGUGCCCCGAGAGCCACCACCGCCGGAGCAGAGCAGUGGGUUCCGCUGCUUGUCGGCCAGGCUCUGCGCCCUGCGCCCGGAUGACAGCAGCUCCGCCCGGACCGAGAUCCACCUGCUCUUCGACCAGCUCAUCUCUGAGAACUACAGCGAGGGCGGCGGCGUGACCCCCGAGGAUGUCAGUACUCUUCUUGUCCAAGCUUGCCGACUGGUGCCUCUUAAUCAGAAUCAUCUUGUUAGCAAAGUGUCUCAACUUAUCCACCAUUUACUUAACAGAUUACAGGUGAUUGUGGAUGAACAGAACCUGGAUUUCCUGCUGGCAUAUGCUAUUUCUGCUCUUCAGCAGUGUAGUUCCUGGACACACAUGGAAAUUCUUCAAGCCCUGGCAGCUCUGGUUUACUGCAAUGGCUCAAAAUGUCAAAAGUAUCUCCCAGACUUGCUAGGCAAGAGCGGGAUUUUGAUGAAGUUGAGUGACUUGGCUCAGCCCGACCCUGAAGUUAGGAGAGCUGCAGUGCACUGUAUGGCAAACUUAUGUCUCAGUGUGCCAGGACAGCCAUACUUGGAGGAGCCCUACCCAAAUAUCUGCUUCCAGGCUUUCUUGACCACUUUACAGUCUCCAAAAUCAUCUGAUAUGGAUGAUAUCACGUUUUGCAUGUUGUUACAAAAUGCAUUAAAAGGCAUACAGUCUCUUCUAAAUGGGGGUAAGAUGAAACUGACACAGACUGAGGAACUUGGAGCUCUUCUGGCUGUGCUAAAGAAGUCUAUGUUUCAUGGACUCCCGGGACUAAACAUAGAGCUGCCCACGGUCUUAUACCCCACUCCACUUCCUCAGUAUGAUGGGCGACCACCUGUCAGACCACAACAAUCUGAAUCUAGCGCUUCCGGACCAACUGCGAAUAAAAAGAAAAAAUCAAAAGUAAAAUCGAAGAAAAUCCAGCAAGGAGAAGAGGAAGAGGAAGAAUCCAGCGGUGAAAAAGAAGUAGCCCGUGUUCCUAGCUCGGGCAGAGAGCACGUGCAUGAAGGGAAGGCUCCCUGUUCCUCCCCCCUUGGAGGCCAGAGUUUGCCGGUGGAGGGAAGCGCUGCAGGAAAAGACCGAGUCUCCCCGCCGUUCCGUUCUGCCAGUUGGAAAAGGGUCAGCAGUAGUGAGUCUGACUAUUCUGAUGCUGAAGGAGGCAUGCAGAGUAAAAUGAGGUCUUACCAAGCCAAAGUUCGCCAGGGAGCAUUAGCUUGUUUUCUUUCUACUAUAAAAUCAAUAGAAAAAAAAGUUCUCUAUGGCUACUGGUCAGCCUUUGUACCUGAUACACCUGAGCUUGGCAGCCCUCAGUCCGUGUCCUUGAUGACUCUUACAUUAAAAGAUCCUUCUCCGAAGACACGUGCAUGUGCUCUGCAAGUUUUAUCUGCUAUCUUGGAAGGCUCAAAGCAAUUUCUUUCUGUUGCUGAAGAUACCAGUGAUCACAGAAGGGCUUUCACGCCCUUCUCCGUAAUGAUUGCAUCCAGCAUUAGAGAAUUGCACAGAUGUCUUUUGUUAGCUCUGGUGGCCGAAUCAUCCUCACAGACCCUUACUCAAAUAAUUAAGUGCCUUGCAAAUUUAGUGUCAAAUUCACCUUAUAACCGUCUGAAACUCAGCCUGUUGACCAAAGUCUGGAACCAGAUAAAGCCUUAUAUCCGCCACAAAGAUGUGAAUGUUCGAGUGUCAAGCUUCACUCUUUUGGGAGCCAUAGUCUCCACUCACGCACCUUUACCUGAAGUCCAGCUGCUUUUACAGCAACCCUGUUCUUCCGGACUCAACAAUAGCAAUUCAGCGACUCCCCACCUCAGCACUCCUGACUGGUGGAAGAAGGCCCCCUCAGGACCCUUUCUGGAAGAAGCAUCAGUUAGCUCCCCAAAGGGGACUUCAGAGCCCUGCUGGCUCAUCCGACUCUGCAUUUCCACUGUUGUAUUGCCCAAGGAGGAUUCCUGUUCAGGUAGCGAUGCUGGCUGUGCGGCAGGAAGCACCUAUGAACCAUCCCCUAUGCGGCUGGAGGCCUUACAGGUGUUAGCUCAUCUGGCUAGGGGCUACUUUUCAAUGGCUCAAGUGUACUUAAUGGAGCUUGGAGAGGUGAUUUGCAAGUGCAUGGGGGAAGCAGAUCCAUCCAUUCAGCUUCAUGGAGCAAAGCUUCUGGAAGAACUGGGUACAGGCUUAAUACAACAGUAUAAACCAGACUCUUCCAUAGCAUCUGAUCAGAGAGUGCCAGUCAGCUUGGUGGUGAUGUUCUGGACUAUGAUGCUGAACGGCCCUCUGCCUAGAGCCCUGCAGAAUUCCGAGCACCCAACUCUGCAAGCGAGCGCCUGUGACGCUCUGUCUUCUAUCCUGCCCGAGGCCUUCAGCAGCCUGCCGAGUGACAGGCAGAUUCUGUGCAUCACCAUGCUGCUUGGGCUGAACGACAGCAAGAACCGAUUAGUGAAAGCUGCGACCUCGCGGGCCCUUGGAGUCUACGUGCUUUUCCCUUGCCUCAGACAGGAUGUCAUAUUUGUUGCAGACACAGCAAAUGCAAUAUUGAUGUCACUUCAAGACAAAUCUCUGAAUGUCCGGGCCAAAGCAGCCUGGUCCUUGGGCAACCUGACAGACACUCUGAUUGUCAACAUGGAGACACCAGACCCAAGUUUCCAGGAAGAGUUCUCUGGUCUCCUGCUCUUGAAGAUGUUGCGAUCAGCUAUAGAAGCAUCCAGGGAUAAAGACAAGGUAAAAAGCAAUGCAGUCCGGGCCCUUGGAAAUUUGCUUCAUUUUUUACAACCAUCUCAUAUAGAAAAGCCCAGGUUUGCUGAAAUCAUUGAGGAGUCUAUCCAGGCCCUGAUUUCUACUGUUCUAAUUGAGGCUGCCAUGAAAGUCCGAUGGAAUGCCUGUUAUGCAAUGGGGAAUGUCUUUAAAAAUCCUGCUCUUCCAUUAGGAACAGCCCCGUGGACCUCCCAGGCCUAUAACGCCCUGACGUCAGUUGUGACAUCAUGCAAGAACUUCAAAGUACGCAUCAGAUCUGCCACUGCCCUUUCCAUCCCAAGCAAGAGAGAGCACUAUGGGUCUGUUGACCAAUACGUUCAGAUCUGGAAUGCAUUGGUCACUGCCUUACAAAAGAGUGAAGACACCACAGACUUUUUGGAAUUCAAGUACUGUGCCAGCCUACGGACCCAAAUCUGCCAGGCACUGAUUCACCUGUUGAGCUUGGCCAGUGCCUCAGACCUGCCCUGCAUCAGAGAAACCCUUGAAUUGAAUGGGGACAUGGUGCAGUCCUUUAUCCUACAGUUUUUAAAAUCAGGAACAGAGGGAGAGGACACUGGAGCACCCCACAACUUGCAUGAAAGAGACCAGCUGGUCAGAACAGCCUUGGAGCACAUAAGCAGUAUCCAGGCACUGGCUGGCAACACAGCCAAGAGGGCCAUCAUGGGCUUUUUAGAAGAUAUCCUCACCAUUUACUGUGACUUGUCUGGAUCACAAGUAGCGCUCCCAGGAUUAACAACAGAUCGGUGAAUAGUCCACCAUACUUCCAAGUGUCAAGUGAUCAAGUUGCAUUUAUAGAAAGCUUCCCGCAGAGCUGAUGUUCAGCCAGUUUGCAUUGGUGUAGCUGCUUCAGUCGCUAAAAUACUGCAAAGUUCCUUACAGAGAGUUGCUGUCUUCCCUCUGCUGUGUUCUUGGUUGCUCAGGAAAUACUCCGGCAGUUUGGGAAAAAGAGUAGUCCAGAAACUGAAGGCCCGCUUUUCCAUUGGUAGAGUACCAACCGGUUUCCAAAGAAUUAGAACACAGAGCACUAGACAGAAAUACUGUCAACACACCAUGAACCUCUCGUGAUGACAAAUAGCUGGAUUCUCCUGACUGCUCCUUCAGGUCGCCUUGGACAAGGGAAAGGACGAGAUGUGUGGGAGGCCACAUACCUAACAGAACCUUCCCGAGUUCUGCCUCUUGACCCAUCGCUGCGGGCCAGUCAGAAAUUAUAGACCCAGUUUCCAAAAGCUUUGGAAUUAUACCUGGGUUUUAAAGAACAACUGCAACUUAAUAACCACAUCUGUGGGCAAGUUAUUUGACCUCUCAUCUGUAAACUGGGGAUAGCAGUACCUCAGAGUUUAAGGAGUAUGUCACAUGGUACAUGGAAAGCAUCCAGCUUGGAGUUGGCACAGAGCAGGUGUUCAAUAAAAAAUGGUGCCCUCCUGGGUGUUAUGCUAUAUGUUGGCAAAUCAGACUCCAAUAAAAAAAUAUAAAAAAAGAGAGAGAGAGAGAGAGAGAGAGAAAGAAAGAAAGAAAGAAAGAAAGAAAGAAAGAAAGAAAGAAAGAAAGAAAGAAAGAAAGAAGGAAAGAAAGAAGAAGAAAAAAGAAAGAAAGAAAUGGUGCCCUCAUUACACUUUUCUUUGACAUCUUUCCUGGGCUUGAAUGUCUGUCUCAUUAGAGAAAGAUCAUUGGAGUGGGAUCUUGAAGAAGCAUAUGUCUACUACUAAAAGUACAAACUUUGAGUCUUCAGGUCAAAACUAAAGAGAUCUUCAGCUCCAGUGGACAAGGAAAUUAUCUUAGUGUUGGGGCCAGUGUCUCAGAUACUUAACAUUCAUUUGCCUUUCCUGUACAGCACACCCAAGGACCACAGCAUGGCCACUAGAAACAGCAGCACAAAUGCAGUUGGGGGUGGUGGUGGUAGUGGUGGUGGUGGUGGUAGUACAACCCCUCUAUAGUUAGGAUUCAAAGCAGCAGCAGCUUGGAUCAUUUGCAGAAGCCUUUCCUUGUGAAUUACUGCUUUGCAAUUGAUUCCAUGACCAACUAGGAUUUACUGUAGGAAUGCAGACAUUUUUUCAAUGAGCAGUUCAAUUAAUAAAGUGUUAUCACAUUAACAUGUCAAGUAAGAAAAAACCCCAAUAGCCAUUUUUAUGGAUUGUGAAAGCAUUUGAUAAAGUUUAAUUUCCUUUUCUGAUCAAAAUUCUUUUUAAAGGGACACCUAGGUGGUUCAGUGGUUGAGCAUCUAUCUGCCUUUGGCUCUGGACGUGAUCCUGGGGUCCUGGGAUCAAGUCCUGCAUCAGGCUCCCCACAGGGAGCCUGCUUCUCCCUCUGCCUGUGUCUGCCUCUCUCUGUGUGUCUCUCAUGAGUAAAUGAAUAAAAUAUUUUUUUAAAAUUCUUUUUAAAAAAUUAAGAUAAUUGUUAACAUCAUAAAAUAUACUUCUCUUUUCAGUGUCUUUCCUUAAAAAGUCAGCAAUGACAAGCAAGCCUGUCAUCACAACUAUUACCUAAUGCUAUACAAGAUUCAAUGGCCAAGGAGGGGAUUAAACCAACAAUAGAGUUUUCCAAAAAAAAUUUUCAAAGAGAGUUUCUGAAUUAUCAUUAUUUAUAGAACAGUCUGAGACCCUGAAUUCACAAAUCACUAUUUGCAGAAAGUCAAGAUAAUCAGCUCAGAAAAUAAUAGAACUAAUAAAAGUUCUUAAAUCCUUAAGGUAGCUGUUUACAAUUUGCCCAAAUCAAUGGUUCUUCCGUAUGUCAGGCCAUAAUUGGAUGCAAUUUUUUAUGUCAGAAAAUAUUCCAUUCACACUAGUAACUAAAAGUAAUAUGUAUCUAGGAAUAAAUUUAAACAAAGCCAAUGCAAAGAUUUUGUGAAAAAAUAAAAAAUGUUCAAAGGUCACAAAAGCAGACAUUAAAAAGAGAAGGUAUACCAUGUUCUAGAUUAAAGGAUUCAAUAUUAUAAAAGACCAUUUCUCUUCAAACCUAUAAAUUUAAAUUUCCAUCAAAAUCAAAAUAAGAUUGUUUUUGAAUGACGAAACCAUUCUCAAUCUCAUCUAGAAAAGUGAAUGCAAAAAUCCAAACCUAGGAAUCAGGCUUUUAGCCACCAGGCUGUGGGAGAAAAGAAUUUCUCCCUAAAUUAGUGUGCCUCAUGGAAACACCCCAGCCUUUGUAAACCCACGCCCCUGUUUGUGAAAUAAAAAUUCAACUCUCAUUCGAGGCCUUCUCCGUCCUGUCCCUCCCACUGGAUGCAGCUGUAGAGUGCGGACUAAAUGCGUGGAACAGCUAUCCCAAGGGGAAGGAGUAAAUAGGGAACAUCUGGGGGCGGGGACAGGCAAACUCCGAGCACCAGCAGACUGGCACUAAGUUUGCCAUUUCCCCCUAUGGUCUCCCCUGGCUUAGACCCCAAGCACACAGAAACCUGGACUUGCAGACCAGAUGCAGAUCACAAGAGAGAAGGUCUCUGUUUCCUCCUCUAGGAAAGGCAAAGAAGGCCGCAUUGGUCAUGGUCAUCAGUCAGAGCGAGUGGGGAAACCCUGUUUGAUGUUGCUUCUUACACCAGCCCCUUGACAAGCCCGCUCAGCAGGGGUUCUUGCAGCUAGGCUGUUGCCUAAAACUCCUGGGAGGGAACUCUUCUCUGUCCAGAGGAAGUGCAGCCCUAGCCUCAAGGGAGUGAUGGCCAUUGCUUUCUCUCUCCCUCUAGGUUUUCUUAUCUGACCUCUUAAUAUGAUAAUAUUUUGUUAAUAGAACUUUGACACCAAAGGGAAAUUUGAAACUUUGGGAAUGAAAGAAGAACAACAGAAAUGGAAACCAUGUGGGUAAAUAUAAUCAACUAGUUCCCUCGGGGACACCUAGGUGGCUCAAUGGUUAAGCCUCUGCCUUGUAGGGCAUGAUCCUGGGGUCCAGGAUCAAGUCCCACAUCGGGCUGUUUGCAGGGAGCCUGCUUCUCCCUCUGCCUAUGUCUCUGCCUCUCCCUCUCAUGAAUAAAUAAAUCUUUUUUAAAAAAUCAACUAUUUCCCUCAUCUCGAGCCUUUUAUAACAUAUUUUCAAUGAAAGUGAAACAAUGUCUGUUGGAGUUUUCGUAAAUGUAGGAAUAGUACGUAUGAAAAUUUUAAGAGGUAGGGUAUUGGGAUCUGUAUAGUAGUAAUAAGAUUUCUACACUUCACUCGAAGCGAUAAAAUAUUAAUCCUAAAUAGAUUAUGAAAAGUUAAGUGUUUUUGCAAUCCCUAAGGACACCAUAUUUAAAAAUUACACAAAAAGAUAGUAAAAAAACUAGAUUACUUGAAAUACAAAAAAAAAAUUCAGUUAAGACAGGAAAAGAGAAAACAGGAAUGAAAAACAUAGGGAACAAAUAGAAAACAACAAAAUGGAGUAGCCCUAUAUCUAAAUAUGUCAACAAUUGAAUUCAAAAGGUCUAAAUUAUACCAGUUAAAAGAGAUUGUCAGGAUGUUUAAAAAAAAAAAAAAAAGGCCCUUAAUA